Molecule: messenger RNA, 1329 nt
Organism: Eremothecium sinecaudum
Lineage: Eukaryota; Fungi; Ascomycota; Saccharomycetes; Saccharomycetales; Saccharomycetaceae
Gene: YOS9
Product: Yos9p
Exons: 1
Coding region: 1-1329 (442 amino acids)
Biological process (GO): retrograde protein transport, ER to cytosol; endoplasmic reticulum unfolded protein response
Cellular component (GO): endoplasmic reticulum lumen
Source: RefSeq, a predicted model, not a curated record
AUGAGGAAGCAUAUUGCGCUUUAUACUGGUCUUUUUGUUCAGUUUUGUCAUGCAUAUACCAAUUUCACACAGGACUAUCGCCCUCAAUAUAUAUUCCGGUCGGUCUCGGAUAAAGAAUUUAAUGAGAAAAUAGUUGGGAAUGAGGAAUUGCUCAGUUAUGGUACUAUUGAAAAGCUUGAAGAUGGUUCAAGGUGCUUUAUGCCUGAUCUGCAUAACUACACUGAGCUAAGUAAUACUGAAGAAUGGCGUAGAGCGCUAAAUGAGACAUAUGAAGUCGGCAAGAAAAUUAUAAAUGAUGAAACUAAUGGUUCCGCGCAGUAUUUGCCUAGUGGUUUCUGGAACUACGUGUAUACUAGUGAUGGUUCUUUUAGAAAUUUGAUGCAGACUCAUGGUGAUGUGUUUGGAAUUCUAUUAGGUACGUCAGGUAAUGGUGAUGCUCGUAAUGAACUGAAGCUUCAGCAGGAUGAGAAUGGCUUCUAUUUCAGCGAAGUAUUAACUUUGGGUGAUAUGUGCUCUCUUACUCAGAAACAUCGUGAGGUUGAAGUUCAAUACCGGUGUAGCGAGGAAUCGCCGAAGAUUUUAUUGAAUUAUGUUGUAGAACAUCAGACGUGUAAAUACUUAGCGACGCUAUCGGUACACGAGCUAUGCACAUUGCCGCUCUUUGGUUACGAUACAAACAAUCUUUUUAAGAACACCAUAUAUUGCACCGAAACUGAGCCGGUAGAAUUCGAGUUGUUAUCACUGUUGGAUGAGUAUAAACCGGUAUUUAUUGGCUCCAAUUUCUACUUUCUGACAAGCUACUCUACUCCAGCUCCUAACAUUCAAAAUUCUAUUCUAUUAUAUCAUGAUGAUAUGAUUCAUUUCGUCCAAGAUCCUCCUGUAAUUAAUUUGGAAGAUGUGUUCUUUGAAAAAGUGAAAGAAGCAUGUUUAACAAUCUUAGAAACAGGACUACUGAUUUCACCAGAGGGCAAGAAGCUCACUUUAGGUGACAAAUUUCAGUGGUACGUGAAAGUAAUAAAUUUUGAAGGCCGCUUGGUGACUGCUAUGAAGGUCGGGAUCGACGAUGAAGAUUUCCUGCAUAUAACAACGGUAUAUCCAGAGAUGGUCGGAGCUAUGGACAAAGGGAACUUUUAUGAUUACCUUCAGGACAUUCCUAACAAUACUACUGAUAUUGAAGAGUUUAGUGAUGAUGAGAAUCAAGAAAUAUAUCCUGAUGAUCAAUGGCAAUUAGAAGACAUGGAUGACUCCGUAAGACAUAAUAUUGGUUUCCCAGGAGCUUUUUUACUUGAUGACAUCGUCGCUGAUCUUGACAUGGGUGAGAUCAGCUAG